Molecule: messenger RNA, 2927 nt
Organism: Linum trigynum
Lineage: Eukaryota; Viridiplantae; Streptophyta; Magnoliopsida; Malpighiales; Linaceae
Source: the annotation of a GenBank genome assembly
GCAACAUUAAAAUAAAUAAAUGAGAAGAGUCGGAAAAUGGCGGAAUGUGAACCGCAAACCCGGAAUUGGGGUGGGCCCGCCCCAUAUCUGCUGCAGCCAAUCCCAUCUCUCCUUCCCAUAUCACCUUCCUCCUAUUCCUAACCAAUUUCCCUUUCCUCUUUUCCUUCAUCCCUUUUAUCUAUUUCUGAUUUUCUUCCCUCCAAACCCAACCCAUCUAUCCGUUUGUUUGAUCAUCAAUGCUGGACCGAUCAUAUCAUAUAAUAUAAAUAUAACCAAGAAUCAUUAUUCCCUCGUUUAUUCAGAUCGUAAUAAUUAUCACAACUGGAAAACAAAUAUCAGUUACAGGCCAACGCUUCACAACAAGAAACAAGGAGAGGUUCUUGUUCCUCUGCUCACACACAACCAGCUCAACCCUCUCUCUGCUCAUUACCCUCUUCCUCAGCCUGCUGCUCUGCUGUUGGAGUUCAUCGGAAUUCAGUCCCAAGGUAUGCCCAUUUCUGUUUCACAUCUCUCUCGUCUAAGCUGCACCAGCUUUGUAUGGCCAUUUACUCUUUCUUUCUCUUGCUUGCUGCUACCUACUAACAAUCUCCUGGGUUUAUGUAUGUAUGUCAACCCAAACCCAACUCCAGAUUCUCAUUCUAAUCACUUCCCACCCCAGACCAGACCUUUGUAUGCAUGUAUGUGUAUUUACCCAUUAGAGUUCAACUUUAUGUGUUUACUGCUAACCAUAGAGCAUCUAGCAUCAACCACAACGCUGAUUCAAACCGCUGCUUGAAUCUUGUGCUUUCUUUCCUUAAUCAUUUAGCUGUUCCAUGAGCUGCGUUUUUUUUCGUUCACCAUGCCAUUGUCUACUGUAUUGAUGUGUUCAACUUAAUUAUACAAGCAAGAAGCCAUCACAUAUGUGAAGCUGGAGAGUGAUUUGUUUCUUUGUUUGAUCACCAAUUUAGGAGGGGAAAAGACUGUUUCUGUUGAGCCCUACUGAUUUCGUUUCGCCCACAAAGGGCUUCAACCGCCAAAUUUCAUGUCGGGGAAGAAAACUUGUAAUGGUUAUUGAGGGUGCUGGGGAAGAAGCCAUAUGAUGGCCACCACUGCAGUCAUUGGACUCACUGCAGGAAACAGACUCUUGCCUUCUUCUUUCCAUUACUGUUCGGAUCCUCCCGAGAAGCUCUUCUGUAGCAGCAGCUCCUCCGAACAUGGAUCAUCCCACUCUCAAUUCACUUCAUCGAGAAGCAUUGUAGUUGCCAAGAAGUCAUCAUCAUCACAUUAUGGCCCUGGCUACCAGGGUUCCAAUAGGACCACGCAUUCCAUUAAGGCCCUGAAAGACCAUGUUGACACUGUAACUGCUGCAACCACAUUGCCCGAAACUACUUUCAAGGAUUUGGAAGAAGAAGAAGAUGAAGAAGAAAGUUGUGAUGUUCUUGGCUACUCGGUAGAGGCGCUUCUUCUGUUACAAAGGUCUAUGCUGGAGAAGCAAUGGAGUCUCUCAUUUGACGAGAGGCCGGAUUCAUCAUCUGCUGUUGGUAAGAAGAAAGGAAAGAAGAAGAAGGUUCCAGUAGUUACCUGUUCUGGGGUCUCUGCACGGCAAAGGAGAAUCAACACUAAAAGAAAAACUAUUGGCCAGAGUAGUAUUAUCCCUGAGUUGGUGCACAAUCGCUUGACUGGUUACGUGAAGGGUGUGCUGAGUGAAGAACUGCUCACUCAUGCAGAAGUUGUGCGCCUGUCCAGGGUUAUUAAAGCUGGUCUCUCCUUGGAGGAACGUAAAUCCAGGCUGAGAGAAAGACUGGGAUGUGAUCCCUCGGAUGAACAACUGGCGGAUUCCUUGAAGAUAUCUCGUACUGAACUGCAUUCCAAACAGAUGGCUUGUUCAUUGGCAAGAGAGAAGCUGGCAAUGAGCAAUGUUCGCUUGGUUAUGUCUAUAGCGCAAAAGUAUGACAACAUGGGUGCCGAACUGGCUGACCUUGUUCAGGGAGGUCUGAUUGGACUGUUGCGUGGCAUAGAGAAGUUUGAUUCUUCAAAGGGGUUUAAGAUUUCUACCUAUGUUUAUUGGUGGAUUCGUCAGGGUGUCUCAAAAGCUUUAGUUGAGAAUUCAAGAACCUUAAGGCUACCUAAUCAUCUGCAUGAGAGGCUAGGCCUCAUAAGGAAUGCUAAGAUCAGACUCGAAGAGAAAGGAAUAACACCAUCCAUUGAUAGAAUUGCAGAAUCACUGAAUAUGUCAGAGAAGAAAGUUAGAAAUGCUACAGAGGCGGUUAACAAGGUCAUCUCGAUGGAUCGGGAUGCUUUCCCUUCCUUGAAUGGCCUUCCUGGAGAAUCCCACCAUAGUUACAUUGCAGAUAAUCACUUGGAGAACAACCCCUGGCAUGGAGUAGACGAAUUGGCACUCAAGGAUGAAGUGAACAAGCUAAUCGAUUUGAGUCUUCAAGAACGAGAACGAGAGAUCAUACGCCUUUACUAUGGCCUCGACACAAAAUGCCUUACGUGGGAGGACAUCAGCAAACGCAUUGGGUUGUCGAGGGAAAGAGUGAGGCAAGUUGGGCUGGUUGCAUUGGAGAAGCUAAAACUUGCAGCGAGGAAAAGGAAGAUGGAAGCCAUGCUACUCAAGCAUUAAUUGAGUAUAAGAAGAAAAAAGAACACAACUUUACUGUGUAGUGUAUAUAAACAGGAAAAGAGAAGGAAAUCUGUAUCAAAAUUCUCUUGAAAGUUUCUCCUUUUCUCUUUUGUUUUUGUUUUUUUUAAUCAAGAGUGAGUAUCUUGAUUGGAAACUCCAAGGAAAACCUAAUUUGUAGAGAGUUUGAUCAUCAUCAACACACUCCUACUGACUAAGAGCUUUUGUAAGAAUAUGGAAACAAAAAAGGUUUUUUCGUUGCAAAUCUAUGGCCAUGAAGUUACGUUAUUAUAUUUAAAAGUUAGAAUACAGACAUUUUGAGAUA